UGCGUGUAUCUGUCUGUACAGGACAUGUUGGCUGAGAGGUCUCGUAGACUUGCAGAGAGGAGAGCGAGGAUCAACGCAAAAGCAGCCGCCAAAAAGGACAAGAGCACUGCUUUUGUCAUCACCUCUGCCAGCGACACGGACGCCAUCGUUCCCAGGGACUCGGAGAAGGCGCAGGCUUUGGAGAAACGUCUGAACAGGAGGAGAGAACGCGUGGCGAAGAGGACCACCGCGGAAGACCUGGAGGAACAACAGGCGUUAGCAGCUGAACGCAGGAGGGAGAAUCGGGAGAAAACUGCACAGAAGUUGCAACGAUCCAGAAUGACCAGCUGGGAAAAGGCAGGGGAGUGGCUCGGCUUGAAAGACCCGUAAAAUGUUUUCUACACUCACUGUUAUAUUUUAAAAACUUCAGAGAAGAAAAGUACAUGUUUUCAC
Messenger RNA from Branchiostoma floridae (Florida lancelet), 432 nucleotides. RefSeq lists its product as uncharacterized. The record is from RefSeq and is a predicted model, not a curated record. Bases 25 to 369 code for a protein of 114 amino acids. The transcript is spliced from 2 exons. NCBI's taxonomy places the organism in Eukaryota, Metazoa, Chordata, Leptocardii, Amphioxiformes, Branchiostomatidae.